Molecule: messenger RNA, 1446 nt
Organism: Scatophagus argus
Lineage: Eukaryota; Metazoa; Chordata; Actinopteri; Scatophagidae
Gene: samd13
Product: sterile alpha motif domain containing 13
Exons: 5
Coding region: 345-638 (97 amino acids)
Molecular function (GO): protein binding
Source: RefSeq, a predicted model, not a curated record
CUUAACUUCCCAUGAUGCUCCGCUGUCACGUGGGCGACGGAGGCUAAACCGAAGAAGUGGGGCUAGUUUGCUUGAUUAAAUCUUGAUUUUUAGUAAAUUCGCAUCGUCGUUUCUGUAAUUGUAAAAUAUCUCAGUGAUAAAUAGCUUUCUGUUAUGCAAAGUGCGUGUAUAGCGUGGAUGAACUGUCGUUGCUAAGCGGGAAUCAUCUUAAAUAAGCGAAGACAUCCGGUGAAUGUCAAGACUACCAAAGAGAAACAAUGAUGAUGUUUGAGCUGCCAACCCACUGAGUUCUCCGAGAGAAGACAUCUGAUGAAAACUUACUGCAACGUGACUGACUGACCGGCAUGGAAGACAAGGCAAAUGGCUCUGUUGACACCAAAAGCCCAGUGGAGAACGGUCAGCUGCCGGACCCUGCCAACUGGGGGGUCGCAGAUGUCGUCAAUUACUUCAAAGCAACAGGGUUCGAGGAGCAAGCCACAGCUUUCCAGGAUCAGGAAAUCGAUGGCAAAUCCCUGCUCCUGAUGACACGUAACGACGUCCUGACGGGGCUGUCGAUAAAGCUCGGCCCUGCACUGAAAAUCUAUGAGUAUCACGUGAAGCCGCUGCAAACUCAGCACCUGAAGACCAACGCCUCGUAGCAGGACGGGCCAUCAAAACACCCACCUCAGUGACAAUCAUCGUGUCAGGAGACCACAGGUUAGAUGCCGCUUCACAAAGACUCCUCUGGCCACAGUGGCACCUUAACAGGAUUUGAAUGCUGUAUGUUUUUUAUAAACGUGGACCCCAAAAAUGGGUGCACAUGGAGUCCACUCAGCUGUUUACCCUUUCAGCCAUUCUAAUUUUUGCUGCUUGAGAUAUGUAUUUUUGUGUUUUAUUUAAAAGAAAGAAAUUUGAGGAGGAUGUGAUUUGUGUGUGUGUGUGUGUGUGUGUGCGCGUGUGUGUUCAUGUGCAUAUGUGUGUGUUUGUGUGUGUGCACAGUGAAUUAACCUAUGUUGGUUUAAAAAGAAAAAAGGUAUUUGUAUAUAAGAUGAUAUAUAGUUGAAAACUGUGUAUGUUCUGUCGUACCUGAACACUUUCACACAUGCAGAAAAUUAUUCUGCCGCAUCCUGUUUUGCCCUAAAAUCAGUUUUUAUGCUCAAAACUGCGCAGCUGAGUCCAUGAGUCAACCUUAGCAUGUAACAAUGAAGCAUUUUGUUUUCCCAGACACAAGGAGCCAACCUUUGUUCUGCACACCUUCAUUAUCUAGGCUCAAGGCUCUUGAUAUGAAAAAAAAUUAUGUGUAUAUAUUCUUAAUAUGUUUCUUACCUGUGGUGCUUUCAGCAUUUUUGCAAAGACAGUUGUAUUGAAGUGUGUAUGACUAAUGUAUAUGUGCAACAUAACACUGGAGUUUGAAUAUCUGAUUCAAAGAUUUGCAAUAAAUGGUGCUCUUUUCUCACCAAAGAAUAA